CUUGCAUCACAGACUAUCAGACAUUAUAUGGAAAGUAAGAAGAAGGUUCAUGUUAAAGCGUUUAGAUCCUCUCUAUCUGCGCUGCGUUUGUCCGGUGCUUCACUGUUUUCAGGUGAAGGGAUCUAUACUCUCACCUGUCAAAGCAGCAGUGCCCUGAACCCAUGAAAAGAGGAUCAAUACAGAUUGAAUCAUGUCAGACAACAUACUGGAGGAAAUCUUCAUCAAACGGUCUCAGCAGAAGAAGAAGACCUCUCCUCUGAACUACAAGGAGAGGUGGUUCAUUCUUACCCAGGAAAAAAUAGCCUACUAUGAUUUUGAUUCUGAGAAAGGGAAGCGAAAAGGUUUAAAAGGGACCGUUGACAUUGAGAAGAUAAAGUGUGUGGAGACAGUCGAGCCUGAGGCUAACACCCCACAAGAGCGCAUGUAUGCUUUCCAGAUCAUUUACGAUGAAGGACCUUUGUACAUAUUCGCAAAAACAGAAGACAUUCGGAGGCUAUGGAUAAAAAAACUAAAAGAAUUGGUCCGCUUUAACAAAGAUCUGAUGCAGAAGUACCAUCCCUGUUUCUGGGUGGAUGGCCUGUGGCUUUGCUGUAAGCAGGAAGUCAAACAAGCCAUGGGUUGCAAAGUUCUAGAAGAUUCUACAAAAAAUGGUUUUAAAUCAUCAUCGGGUCGACGGCAAUCCAGGAAACCACUUCCACCAACCCCAGUAGAGGAGAAGACUUUGCGCUCAUUGCCCCCGGAACCCGUUGAAACACAGACGCAUUCUGGAAGCAUGACUUUUGUAGCUGAAUACGAUUACACACCAAUGAAUGCCCAGGACCUGGAGCUGAGGAAGGAUGAGGAGUACACCAUCCUGGAGAGGUCUGACCCGAACUGGUGGAAAGCAACAGACAAAUACGGAAAAGAAGGCUACAUACCAAGUAAUUAUGUUGUGGAAGCAGAAAGGGGACUUGAAAGAUUUGAUUGGUACUCCAAAAACACGAAUCGUAGUCAAGCAGAGCAGCUUUUGAAAUCUGAGAACAAAGAUGGAGGUUUCCUGGUACGAGACUCAAGCAAAGCUGGGAAAUACACUGUGUCUCUGCUCACCAAAGGUGGCAUGGAAACAGGUGGAAGCUGCAGACAUUACAAUAUCUGCACGACCCCACAGGGACAGUUUUAUCUGGCAGAAAAGCAUCAUUUCAACACUAUUCCAGAACUCAUCAACUAUCACCAACACAACGCAGCAGGUAUGGUCAGCAGGCUGAAGCACAUUGUAUCUAAUCGAGCACGUCCUCCUUCAACUGCAGGACUGGGUUAUGGUGUUUGGGAAAUUGACCCGCGGGAUCUCACUUUCAUCAAAGAGCUGGGUAACGGCCAAUUUGGAGUGGUGAAGUAUGGAAAGUGGCAGGGCCAGCAUGAUGUGGCCAUAAAGAUGAUUAAAGAGGGCUCCAUGUCUGAGGAUGAUUUCAUUGAAGAAGCCAAAAUCAUGAUGAAGCUUCGCCAUGAGAAUCUGGUGCAGCUGUACGGCGUCUGUACCAAACAAAGACCUAUUUAUAUCGUAACUGAGUUUCUUGCAAAUGGAUGUCUCCUAACCUACCUAAAGGAGGGGCUGAAACAACACCCGACAACAGUCCAGCUUCUUGAGAUGUGCAAAGACGUAUCCGAGGGCAUGGCCUACCUUGAACAGCAGCAGUAUAUACACAGAGACCUGGCUGCCAGGAACUGUUUAGUAGAUUCUAACGGCACAGUCAAGGUGACUGACUUUGGUUUGUCAAGAUAUGUUUUGGAUGAUGAGUACACAAGCUCAGCAGGCUCAAAGUUUCCAGUCCGCUGGUCACCUCCAGAAGUACUGCUAUACUGCAAAUUCAGCAGCAAGUCAGACAUCUGGGCUUAUGGAGUUUUAAUGUGGGAGGUUUACACACUGGGGAAGCUUCCAUAUGAACGUCUUAACAAUACAGAAAUAGUGGAUCAGGUGUCCAGAGGCCUGCGUCUCUUCCGUCCACAACUGGCCAAUGAGAAGGUCUACAGCAUCAUGAUGCUCUGCUGGAGUGAUAAACCGGAUGAAAGACCCACCUUCCAGGAGCUGGCAUAUAAUGUUCAAGAUUUGCUGUAUGAACUCCAAUAAACCUGAGAAUAAUUUAUAAACACAAACAGGAGUCUCUGGUCCUCAGAGAGAAGCUCCCCAAUGGGAAACAUUGAGCAUAAUUAAAACAAUUGAAACUUUAAAUGUGUGGAUGAGCAGCUUUUUAAAGCUUAUCUAGAAUGUGAACUGUUUUAAUGCAAAUGUCACUUUUAGUCACUAGCUUUUGCAUAACAUUAAUAAGACUGCAGUUCUAUGAACCAUAUUUAGAUUUUGUUUAUAUUAUUCUGAAGGUUGUUUAAUUAAACAUGACAGUUUUGUUUGUACUCUGUGAAAUUGUUGUGAACACACUUGUAUGUAAAAAUAAAUUUUGUAAGCUGAUAUAUGUUGCACAAAUAAAUGCCAAGUAAAAGUGGCUUAUGAGAUAUAAUGUGUAGAAAACAGAACCUUUCUCAUUUUAUUUGUAUUCUGUUGGCACAUUUAUAUUUUUAAACAAAAAAAUAAGUAAGCAUUUUUAAAGAAUGGAUUAAAUUGAAAACGUCCAUCGAUCCAUCCAUGCAUUGUUCGCCCCCCCUAAAAAACUAAUAAAUAUGAUAAAAUGAAACAUAAAACAUUAAAACAUUAUGAUAAUCAAUAAAUAUCGAAUGUUUCUUAAACAGAUAAUAGGAUU
This is a messenger RNA of Cyprinodon tularosa, 2729 nucleotides long. It is a transcript of the gene btk, whose product is annotated as Bruton agammaglobulinemia tyrosine kinase. Lineage: Eukaryota; Metazoa; Chordata; Actinopteri; Cyprinodontiformes; Cyprinodontidae. The record is from RefSeq and is a predicted model, not a curated record. The coding region runs from base 191 to 2104 and encodes 637 amino acids. The transcript is spliced from 19 exons. Gene Ontology annotation, molecular function: ATP binding; non-membrane spanning protein tyrosine kinase activity; protein binding. Gene Ontology annotation, biological process: peptidyl-tyrosine autophosphorylation; B cell receptor signaling pathway; adaptive immune response.